Messenger RNA from Ectocarpus siliculosus, 624 nucleotides. NCBI's taxonomy places the organism in Eukaryota, Phaeophyceae, Ectocarpales, Ectocarpaceae. The record is from the annotation of a GenBank genome assembly.
AUGGACAUGUUUCUGCUGACAGCCGCCGCGAUCGUCUUGGCGCCUCUGCUGCUCAACCUUGGGAGCUGCUAUCGCGCGGUCUUGAACGACGCACGCAUUAUCUCGUUGGACCCUGCCCUGCAAAGCAAGCUAGAAGUGCUCUACGCUUAUCCCGGUUUCUGGGCCUUGUUCUGGUAUCGGCUCAGCCACGCUCUUCUCAUGAGAAACAUCCCUGGCCUUUCCUCGGUUGUGCCAAGACUGGCCAUGUCUAUUGUCCGAUACGCCACCUCCAUCGACAUCCACCCGGCUGCCCAAAUCUCGGAAGAAGGAGUGUUAAUAGACCAUGGAGCCGCGUUGGUGGUCGGCGCGACGGCCAUAAUCGGGGCCCGGGUUACUCUGUACCACGGGGUUACGCUUGGCAACUCCGGGAAGAAGGUGUACAUGUACUACUGCUGUAGGCGGAGGGAUUGCGCCCAGCCCCCCAAUGGGGCUGACGGCCAGAAUAUGACGGAUGGAUGUGGGGGCAAAGUAUUAGAGAAAAGGUUUCCCCGGGAGGGAAAAGACAUCCCACCAUCGGAGACCGCGUUGUCCUCGGCGCUGGUGCAAAGAUUUUGGGAGAUAUCACCGUCGAGGAUGAUGUGCUAG